Cynocephalus volans (Philippine flying lemur) is the source of this 3620-nucleotide messenger RNA. RefSeq names its product neurochondrin (gene NCDN). The record is from RefSeq and is a predicted model, not a curated record. Gene Ontology annotation, cellular component: dendrite. Lineage: Eukaryota; Metazoa; Chordata; Mammalia; Dermoptera; Cynocephalidae. The transcript is spliced from 7 exons. The coding region runs from base 385 to 2574 and encodes 729 amino acids. Gene Ontology annotation, biological process: regulation of neuronal synaptic plasticity; neuron projection development.
GCAACGCGGCGUGAGCAGCGGCCCCAGGCUCCCGGAGCAUCGCUCUCGGAGAAGACUUCGCUGCUCGGGGCCGCAGCCUGGUGAGCUCAGCCCCCUUCAGGCCCUCCCCUGCAUCCCAGCCGGGGCCUCUCCGAGCCGGCGCUGAUCGAUGCCGACACACCCCGGGGACCCUAUCGCGAAUCCAUCGCGCCAUAUCGCGACAUCAUCGUGCCCUGUCGAGACUCCAUUUUGUCACAGCCUUUUUCGAUAUAUAUCUUUUUAAAAAAUUUGCUCUGUCAUCUUUGGGGGCUGUCCCCCAUGUCGUGAUUUUACCGUGAUCUCUCCGUGACAUCACCGCGUCAUCGUGAAGUGUGAUCUCAUCGCCGCUCUGUCGUGACUUCAUCAAUGUCGUGUUGUGACCUGGCUGCGGCGGGACAGUUGGACAAGGCGGGCAUCAUGGCCUCGGAUUGUGAGCCAGCUCUGAACCAGGCAGAGGGCCGAAACCCCACCCUGGAGCGCUACCUGGGAGCCCUCCGUGAGGCCAAGAAUGACAGCGAGCAGUUUGCAGCCCUGCUGCUAGUGACCAAGGCAGUCAAAGCAGGUGACAUAGAUGCCAAAACUCGGCGGCGGAUCUUCGAUGCCGUCGGCUUCACCUUUCCCAAUCGUCUUUUGACCACCAAGGAGGCACCGGAUGGCUGCCCUGACCAUGUUCUCCGGGCCCUGGGCGUGGCUCUGCUGGCCUGCUUCUGCAGUGACCCUGAACUGGCUGCCCAUCCCCAGGUCCUGAACAAGAUCCCCAUCCUUAACACCUUCCUCACAGCCCGGGGGGACCCAGACGAUGCUGCGCGCCGCUCCAUGAUUGAUGACACCUACCAGUGCCUGACAGCUGUAGCAGGCACAACCCGUGGGCCCCGGCACCUGAUUGCAGGUGGCACUGUGUCUGCCCUGUGUCAGGCAUACUUGGGGCAUGGCUAUGGCUUUGACCAGGCCCUGGCACUCCUAGUGGGGUUGCUGGCCGCUGCCGAGGCACAGUGCUGGAAGGAGGCGGAGCCUGACCUGCUGGCUGUAUUGCGGGGCCUCAGCGAGGAUUUCCAGAAAGCAGAGGAUGCCAGCAAGUUUGAGCUCUGCCAGCUGCUGCCCCUCUUUCUGCCCCCAACAACCGUGCCCCCUGAAUGCCUUCGGGAUCUACAGGCUGGGCUGGCACGCAUCCUGGGAAGCAAGCUGAGCUCCUGGCAGCGCAACCCUGCACUGAAGCUGGCAGCCCGCCUGGCGCACGCCUGUGGCUCCGACUGGAUCCCAGCAGGCAGCUCUGGGAGCAAGUUCCUGGCCCUGCUGGUGAAUUUGGCAUGUGUGGAGGUGCGGCUGGCACUGGAGGAGACUGGCACAGAGGUGAAAGAGGAUGUGGUGACCGCCUGCUAUGCCCUCAUGGAGUUGGGUAUCCAGGAGUGCACCCGCUGUGAGCAGUCCCUGCUUAAGGAGCCACAGAAGGUGCAGCUUGUUAGCAUCAUGAAGGAGGCCAUCGGGGCUGUCAUCCACUACCUGCAGCAGGUGGGGCCGGAGAAGCAGAAGGAGCCCUUCGUGUUUGCCUCAGUGCGGAUCCUGGGUGCCUGGCUGGCCGAGGAGACUUCGUCCCUGCGUAAGGAGGUGUGCCAGCUGCUGCCCUUCCUCGUCCGCUAUGCCAAGACCCUCUACGAGGAGGCCGAGGAGGCCAAUGACCUUUCCCAGCAGGUGGCCACCCUGGCCAUCUCCCCUACCACCCCAGGGCCCACCUGGCCAGGGGAUGCACUCCGGCUCCUUCUGCCUGGCUGGUGCCACCUGACUGUCGAAGAUGGGCCCCGGGAGAUCCUGAUCAAGGAGGGGGCCCCUUCACUUCUGUGCAAGUAUUUCCUGCAGCAGUGGGAGCUCACAUCCCCUGGCCAUGACACCUCAGUGCUGCCCGACAGCGUGGAGAUUGGCCUGCAGACCUGCUGCCACAUCUUCCUCAACCUUGUGGUCACCGCACCAGGACUGAUCAAGCGUGACGCCUGCUUCACGUCUCUUAUGAACACCCUGAUGACAUCGCUGCCUGCGCUAGUGCAGCAACAGGGGAGGCUGCUGCUGGCUGCCAAUGUGGCCACCCUGGGCCUCCUCAUGGCCCGGCUCCUUAGCACCUCUCCAGCUCUUCAGGGAACACCAGCCUCCCGAGGUUUCUUCGGAGCUGCCAUCCUCUUCUUAUCACAGUCCCACGUGGCACGGGCCACCCCUGGUUCAGACCAGGCAGUGCUGGCCCUGUCCCCUGACUACGAGGGCAUCUGGGCCGACCUGCAGGAGCUCUGGUUCCUGGGCAUGCAGGCCUUCACAGGCUGUGUGCCGCUACUGCCCUGGCUGGCCCCCGCUGCCUUGCGCUCCCGCUGGCCACAGGAGCUGCUCCAGCUGCUAGGCAGCGUCAGUCCCAACUCUGUCAAGCCUGAGAUGGUGGCCGCCUAUCAGGGUGUCCUGGUGGAGUUGGCACGGGCCAACCGGCUGUGCCGGGAGGCCAUGAGGCUGCAGGCGGGUGAGGAGACGGCCAGCCACUACCGUAUGGCCGCCUUGGAGCAGUGCCUGUCAGAGCCCUGAGGGGUGUCCACUGGGGAUAGACCAGGGGGCAGGCAGCGAGGGAGGGAGGGAGGAGGCAUCUUCCCCGAAGCCCCCAAACUGCACCCCCCUCCCCAGACUUCCCCCACCAAACACCCCAGCUUUCUGGCUUUUCCAAGGGCAAGGGCAUGGUGCCCACCCCUCAAAUGUAAGGACCUGCGUUCCGCCCCCGAGGCCCCCACAGUGGGCAGGAUCGGCUUGGAAAUCAACGUGGUUGUCCCCACCGGGCCGGGGAAGGUUGGAGCAGCCCCCAGGGAGGUGGGCACUAGGUGUCAUUGUGCCCAAUGUCUGGCUCCCCCACAGGAGGGAGGCCCUGGGUUAGGAAAGAGUUGGCAGGAGCUGACUGCCUCAGCCCAUGUGCCCUGCCGGCCAGGGCAUGGGCUUCCUUAGGCUGUGGUGCCCCCUCUGGCCCGCGCAGGUCCACGUCCUUUAAAUUGACUCUUUGGCUCUUGCCAUUGGCCCCCUUGGGCAGAGAGCAGGAUCAGGCCAUUGAUAUCACAGUUCUUCCUAUCAGCUUCAGUGACCCAGGAUCUGAACUGCCCUCAUCCUUCCAGGGCAGCCUGGAGCAGACAGGUCUGGUGGGGGAUGAGGAAUCCUCUGUCCUGAGCUUCCUUGAGGGGACCAAGGAGUCCAUGGGCCCAGGUCUCUAAGCUUUUGUGUCAUGUUGCAGCAGAGUGAUGAUGGGGGUUGGGGGUUAUUUAUUUUGCCUGUUCUUAUCCCUGCUUGGACACCUGAGCAUCUGAUCCCUGUCCCCGUGGUGCCAUCCGGCCUGGCUGGAGCCAGGAACAGGAAGGACAUUUCCCCAGAAAUACGCAUGUUUCCCCAGUGAUUGCACCCCAUUGCCACCGUGGUGCCUGGCUUUAACUCCCACCCCUGCUAUAACUCUUCUCUGCAGAGACGCGACUGGCGGCUCCAGCAGGGACUACCUUUCUUAUGAACCCAGGGGGACCCCCACACACACCUGAUCCCUUGCUUCCCUCCCUCAGUGCGUUCUGUGAUCGCCAAGUUCAAAGCUGUGCACAUGUGGA